Molecule: messenger RNA, 903 nt
Organism: Trichoderma reesei QM6a
Lineage: Eukaryota; Fungi; Ascomycota; Sordariomycetes; Hypocreales; Hypocreaceae
Exons: 1
Source: RefSeq, a predicted model, not a curated record
CUCGGCAGAACAACAGCAUGGGAGAGCAUUGCGAAUAUCAGCUUCCAGGGCGACACAUUUGAGCCCGAAGGCCUCGUCCGCCUGGGUCCGGAUCGCUACGUGAUUAGCUGCGGAGAGUACACGGAGCACACACAGAAAUAUCCUCAUCCUCCUAUCAAUGGCACAGAUCGGACGCCAGGCAAAGGAUUCGCCCAUCUGAUGGUGUACAAUGGAAAGGGGGAAAGGAUCGCCGAUGCGACAAUGACGAGAGAAGGGGAUGCAGAGUAUCACAAUGGCGGGAUUGACUACGACGGACGCUGGAUCUGGGGAACCCUUGCCCAGUACCGGCCAAACAGCACAGCUAAUGUUUACAAAGCUGACCCUUACAGCUUGGAACCUCGUACAAUCUUGCGAUACAACGAUCAUUUGGGCACCAUCGUACGGGAUUCCACAAAGAACAGCAUCACCGCACUGAAUUGGGGAGGCCGAAACGCAUCUACUUGGACUCUCGGAGACGGGGCGAGAGGCAAUUGCUGUCCACAGAGGCCAAAGCCUGGGUCUACUAUCCGCAACCCGAGCUACUUUAUCGACUACCAAGACUGUAAAUGGCUUGGUCGAAGCGAGCUCUACCACGGCGCGAGCGUAAUGCUUUGCUCUGGAGUAGCGACACUUGAGCACGGAUACAGUCUGGGCGGCAUUGCCUUGGUUGAUGCCAAUUCGAUGCAACCUUUGGCUGAAGUGCCGAUUAUGCUUAGGAGCCUUCAUGGAGUCCGAAUGACGCAGAAUCCGGUCGACGUGAGCGUGGAGGAUGGUAAAUUACGAUUCUACUGGCUUCCAGACCAACACAACAGCACAUUAUAUGUGUAUGAAGCACAGCCUGAGAGCCCUUUUGAGUACGGCGGAGGACCAAGUAUCGCUACCUGA